AUGGAUAAACUAAGUAAAUCAGUUGAAGUUAUAAAAUUACUUUCAACAACAAUAUCAGAAACAUUAAGUAUCAAAGGUAACAAUGAAAAUGAUUAUGAUGUACCAUUGACUGUCGAAGAAAAUCUUAAUCAACUUGUUCAAGUAUUAGAAAAGAAUUUUUUCUAUAAGUUUUUAUUAAUUAUAAAACAUUAUCCUAAUGUUGGACCAAAAGCUUUAAAAGGUUAUUUUUUUUUAUUUGACUUAAAUUUAUAA
Molecule: messenger RNA, 252 nt
Organism: Rotaria sp. Silwood2
Lineage: Eukaryota; Metazoa; Rotifera; Eurotatoria; Philodinida; Philodinidae
Source: the annotation of a GenBank genome assembly